CAGUGCGCAGGGGCGGCCGGGGAUGGUCGUCGACGUUCGCGGGCGCAGUGUUUUCACGACGAUAAUUUUCACGUGACAGGCCGCGGGUUAGUGCGCGGGAACCCGGCGAUAUGACGGUGUGAGAUCCAUCGAGCACUACGCACGUCUCUCUCGACGCACGUUAAACGCAUCUUCUCCGACGCUCGCCCCGUUUACGCGCGCCCCGUUCCGAAAUGCCGGAUAAGGAGGAGAACUUUUGCAAGAAAAUGGCAAAAGCCACCCGGGGGAUACACGCGAUCAGCGAUGCCCUGGUGAACGCGAAACUGGCAUUCGGGUUUCUCGACGAUUCCGUAUGGGCUGAUGGGCUUCUGGUUUUCUACGAGGUCUUUCGCUACCUGGAGGGUGCGAUGAUUAGAUUAAGGAACACCAAAAUUGGAUUACUUCCGCUCAGCGAGCUGCAACGUACGGAGGCUUUCGAGCGCGAUCUUGACCACUACUUGGGAAAGGACUGGAGGAAAAACUAUAGUCCUAGGGACAGCGUCGCCAAAUAUCUAAUGCGCUUGAGAGAAGUGGAGGACACGGAUCCCACUCUACUAAUGGCGUAUAUCUAUCACCUUUACAUGGGUCUCCUCAGCGGCGGUAUUCUUCUCCGGAAAAAGCGGCAGUUCGUGCAAAAGAUCUCGCCCUUUAAAGCGCAACCGUCGAACGACGGUAGCAACGUCACGGACUUUGGACAGAACAGUAUAUUUCAGUUGAAGCGCGACUUGCGCGAAUCGAUGAACAGAAUCGCGGAGACGCUGGACGAGGACACGAAAAAUAAACUUAUCGAAGAAAGUAAAAUAGUCUUUGAAUUGAAUAACGAAAUUAUCAAAAGUGUGCAGACGGGCAGUCACGUUUUUGAAAAAAUAUUCUAUUUUAUCGGCCCAGUCUUACUGGUACUUUUUGUCCUGAUUAUCGUCCUCAAUAUCCUAUACAAAUACAUUAUACGUUAAUAAACGUUAAUUUAAUUAACGCUAGUUUAACGUCAAUUUACUUAAAAAAAAAAAAAA
Messenger RNA from Temnothorax curvispinosus, 1028 nucleotides. RefSeq names its product heme oxygenase 1 (gene Ho). Gene Ontology annotation, biological process: heme oxidation. The transcript has 3 exons. Gene Ontology annotation, molecular function: heme oxygenase (decyclizing) activity. NCBI's taxonomy places the organism in Eukaryota, Metazoa, Arthropoda, Insecta, Hymenoptera, Formicidae. The record is from RefSeq and is a predicted model, not a curated record. Bases 213 to 971 code for a protein of 252 amino acids.